Molecule: messenger RNA, 1753 nt
Organism: Halteromyces radiatus
Lineage: Eukaryota; Fungi; Mucoromycota; Mucoromycetes; Mucorales; Cunninghamellaceae
Exons: 10
Coding region: 49-1686 (545 amino acids)
Molecular function (GO): protein binding
Source: RefSeq, a predicted model, not a curated record
UUUUUCUUUUACUUUUUUAUUAUUAUUAUAAUUAUUCUUUUGAUAGACAUGAACAAAGUGAUGAUUUUCAUAAUCUUCACUUUGAUCUCCCUUGUAUUGGCCGAGACACCUAGUCAACGGUUUUUACAAGGAUGUGAUGUCUUGGGGACGAAAAUUGUUUGUUUUGGAGGUAGCAUCAGUGGAUCGGUAGAUGUUUUUCACCAAUUUCAACCUACCAAUGAAUUUUAUUCUUUGGAUGUCAGCCAGUCACUGUCACCUAAUCAAGCUAAAACUAAUUGGGAAGUCGUUCCCUCUCCUAAUAAUUAUGUAUUAGAACCAAGAGCAGAGUUUGGUCAUGCCGUUGUCAAUUCUACAAAAUGGGUGAUUCUAAGUGGAGCUGGAUCAGGACAAAAUUAUUCUCAGCCUACACUGGUCAACGUCUCAGCUAUUUACGAUAUUACUACAAAUCAAUGGAUAACCUAUAAGCAACAAGGAACUCUUUUUUUUGAUAAUGGGAAACAACCUCCUAUUGACUAUACUGUCUCUCCGGCGUUUACUCAAUUAAUAGGCACUGGCGCUUGUAGUUAUACUGUUCAAGGAACCACGAAAACACCAGCUAUUGCUCUCGAUGGUGGUUUGAGUCUGAGCAAUGCUACAUUGAUUGAUGCUACAAUCACACCAGUGUAUCAAAUGGCCACACCAAAUAACGGUGAUUGGAAUCAAAUGAAUGUAACUGCAUUAGAAAAACCUGGAACAUUCUUUCAGACGAUAAGAGAACAAUGCGCAUAUACUACCAACAAAUUGUUAUUUUCAUUUGGUGGCAUCGGUUACAAUGCGACUCUACAAACAUCAUUUCCUUUCUACAAUGGCACGGAUGAUGCCAGUCAGGCAUCAUCAUUCUCCGAUUUUGCUUACUUUGAUUUCAAAGCUGGUACUUUCAACAUUUCUUAUAUUGAUAGCACACAACUAACUCCAUCCGUCCGUUACUGGCAUACACUCACUUCACUACCUGGGACCAACAAGAUCCUUAUGUAUGGUGGAGUCUAUAAUCAUGUUGUCAGUCUUGAUUACUGUCUAAUAUUUGAUGGCGUUGCACUUCGUUGGUCAGCACCUGAUUUUAGCUCAAGUAACAAUAUACCAGGUCCUCGUUAUGGCCACUCAGCCGUAAUGGUGGGACAAGAUACUCUUUAUAUCAUGAUGGGUGCAGAUAUCACACAUCAAUUGAAGAACGAUGUCUAUAUCUUGAAUGUGACCUCGAUGCAAUGGUUUAAUGCUGACUCAAAUUCAACAUGGCUCACAGCGGGAAAUAAUGAAAACAACGCUAAUCAAUCAUCCUCCUCCUUAUCCCCUGGUGCUAUCGCUGGAGCUGUCAUUGGUGGUGUAGCCGGGUUAUCUCUAUUAGUAGUAGCAGCUGUUGUAUUUAUAUACAUUCGAAAAAGAAAAAGACAAUUGGAAGAAAUUCCUCCUCAACCAGAUAUGUUUUUUGACAACAACAACAAUGGACCCUUGUUGUCGGACAAUCACAAUGAAAAUAUCAAACCUUCAGAACCACAGCACGAACCUACGAAUCUGUUCAAACCAUCAGAAGUGCAACAUGAUGAUGAACAUACUACUCUGUUCAAACCAGACAUGGGUGAUGAUGAUGUUAAAGAUAUAAUGACUAAACCUAUGGACACUUCUUCAUUAACCAAGCCUCAUCUUCAGUAACCCACAUCUCAUGUUGAUCUAUAAUAAAAAAAGGUUAUGGUUUUAAUAAAGUGAUGAUGGAUCAAAG